CUAAAGUCCACUCAGCAGUGGGUGUCCAUACGUGGUGAAGUGACAGAUUUAAAUCACCACUGAAUUGGAAUUUAGAAAAAAUGGGAAGAAGUUAUUAUGUGGAGGAGGCAGUUGAAAAGUAUUUCUAUAAACGUAUUCAGCAGCAGCAGAAAGGCUUUAUUACAGGACUUAUCAUAGGACAGAGUUCGGCACAAAGAGAGUUUGUGCUUCUGGCUGCGCAGACCCCACACAAAGAAGAUCAGCGUGAAGGGAAUACAGUAAAGCCUGCGUUAUCCAAGCUAGAUGAAAUUGAUGAGGACUGGGUCUCUUCGCACGCCAGCCAGGUAAGUCGUAUGCUUCCUGGUGGUCUUCUUGUCCUGGGCGUCUUCCUCAUCACAUCUCCAGAACUUUCCAAGGACUCCCAGAAUGCACUGCGUAAGCUUAUUUUUGCUGUAGAAAAGUCUUCCAUGAAGAACAGAUUAUGGAGCUUUGAUGACAAUGACGUCUGUGACCGGGCAGCACUUCACAUUUGUUCUGCAACCAAAAAAAUUACAUGUCGAACAUUUGAUGUCAAAGAUCCAAAGGUAAGAGCACCGGCUAAACCCGCAGACUGGAAAUAUCAGAGCUCAACCUUAUCUUGGCUGACCAUAGACUGUAAUGUGCGUUUAGACCUCACCGUCCCACGGUUAUCCGCUGCAUCGUCUUAUCAGGAGCAGCAGAAGUGUACACGAGCUGGGACUAGCAAAUGGGCUAAAGAGAUAGAUGACGUAACUUUGAUUUUCAAUGGCCGAGUUAAAGAUAUAGAUGGAGACCUUCUCGAUGAGAAAAAAUCUUCCCGGUCUUCUUCCUUCUCCAACUCUCAGACCAUCACUGCAAACAUUCUCAGACCCUGUCUCACAAAUAAUGACUCACGAUCCACAGCUCUAGUUCAGGUCUGCAAAUCGUCGGUAACCUUUAAAGGAAUUGUUAGAUGUCGAGCAUAUGUCCAUACAAACAAACCAAAGGUCAGAGACGCUGUGCAGGUUUUAAAAAGAGACCUCGUAGAUACAGUCUCAAACCGGUGUGAAAUAUUGUUUGAAGAUUUGCUGCUUAAUGGCCCACAAAAUGAUGAUGAACAGGAGUUGUGUCUCCUUCCUCAGAGAGUGUUUGUUCCCAUUGCUGGCAGCAAUGUAACGCUUUGUGAUUAUGCGUUUGGGGAUGAGACUGCUGAAGAUUUACACCAGCGUUUCCUGGAGAUGUUGGACCAAGAUGUGCAAAGUGAUGGCUUGGUCUUUGCAGAGGAGAAAUAUACUGAGACCAAUAAUGAAGAGAAGUUGGCUACAGACAUUCCUUGCUUGGAAAAUCUAAAAAUUGAUCAACCAGACACAUCGAAAAAGAAUCCAGCAUCUUUGAGAAGUUCUCACAGAAUGAGCAUACUGAUAGCUGUGGUUGUUGCAGUUAUAGCUGCACUAUUUUCAUUUCAAUAUCUACUUGAUUAACAGCGAAAUCCAAGAUACACUACAAUGUAUAUACGUAAUGUUGUUUCUCGCUAUUAAUGACACCCUCUAUAAAGCGUUCUUUGUCCUGUAAUACAAAAUCUUUAUUUGCUUAUUAAAGUUUUUUAUUCAAACUGGCAGAUUUUUUAACUGUAAUCCAAAAAAUAAAAUUGCCUUAAGGUUUUUAUGGCAUUUAGCAUUUGCGCUGUUAAUAUCAGGAUCCGGUAAUUUAAAAGAAACUUUAAUUUGCUGAUAAAAAUGUUUUUUCGUUGCUUUUUUUGUUUUAUACUAAAAGGACAUAAAAGUAAAAAAUAAUCUUUCAUGAUUCAGACAUGCAAUUUUUAACAACUAAGUCUGUUAUCACAUUUAUUUUGUUUUCUUGGUGUCCUUUCUUGAAAAGCAUAUCUAGAUAGACUCAGGAGCGUGCAUGUUUUUAAUGUUUUACUUUGUUGUAAUGGCUGCUGCCAUCUAGUGUUUCAAAGUGUAUAAUAUUGCUACUAACAUUGAGACAAACACUGCUGCCAUAUAGUGCUCACUUCUGAGCCUAUUUAGGUAUGCUCUUCAACAAAGGAGAACAAAAGAACAACUUACAUUUGAUAAGUAAUUUAAAGAGAGGUUUAAAAUGACAUGCUCUGUCAGAAUCAUGAAAGUUUUAAUUUUCACUUUUAAGUCCCUUUAGCAUCAUUUUUUUUAACCUUUACAAAACAAACCCCCUCAGGGGUUAGACAUGCAGGGCUAGAUCACGAGUGAAAACUUAUAUAGUAAUAUAAUACAGUGUUCUAACUUAAAUACGUUAUACAACAAUAAAGAAUACAACACUGUG
This is a messenger RNA of Bombina bombina (fire-bellied toad), 2277 nucleotides long. RefSeq names its product odr-4 GPCR localization factor homolog (gene ODR4). The record is from RefSeq and is a predicted model, not a curated record. The transcript has 14 exons. Gene Ontology annotation, cellular component: endomembrane system. Gene Ontology annotation, biological process: intracellular protein localization. Bases 81 to 1457 code for a protein of 458 amino acids. NCBI's taxonomy places the organism in Eukaryota, Metazoa, Chordata, Amphibia, Anura, Bombinatoridae.